Molecule: messenger RNA, 1020 nt
Organism: Geosmithia morbida
Lineage: Eukaryota; Fungi; Ascomycota; Sordariomycetes; Hypocreales; Bionectriaceae
Product: U1 zinc finger
Exons: 1
Coding region: 1-1020 (339 amino acids)
Biological process (GO): mRNA splicing, via spliceosome
Cellular component (GO): precatalytic spliceosome
Molecular function (GO): RNA binding; zinc ion binding
Source: RefSeq, a predicted model, not a curated record
AUGUCAGAACACUGGAAAUCGACACCGCGCUACUGGUGCAAGCACUGCGCGUGCUACGUGCGCGACACCAAGCUCGAGCGACAGAAUCACGAGGCGACAGGACGGCAUCAGGGCAACUUAAAACGGUUCCUGCGCGAACUCCACCGCGGACAUGAACGAGAGGAGCGCGAAAAGGAAAGGGCGCGACAAGAGAUUGAGCGAGUCAAUGGCAUCGUGUCUGGGUCCGGAUCUGGAUCUGGAGCCGGGCCAUCGUCGAAAACAUCGUUCUCCUUCUCUACGAAAUCAUCACCAUCAGGCACGGGCGCAGGCGCGGGCGCCCCCCGAGCGGACGAUGCGCAGCUCAGGAAGCAACGAGAGCAGCUUGCAGAGAUGGGCGUCGCCAUGCCUAGUGAGCUACGGCCGGAGAUGGCGUUGGUGGGAGAGUGGCAGGUGAUGAGUACCAGGGUCAUCAGGGACGACGACAGGGACAACAAAGAAAAGUUGGCGACGGGGGUGAGGAAGCGCGAGGCGACGGAGGAUCAAAAGGAGGAGGAGGAUGCUGUCAGAUCGCUGUUCAAGAAACCCAGGAGAUGGGGGAGGGAUUCAAAAAGUGUGCCGCAGGACGAGGAUGCCGAGCUGGAUGCUCUCCUGAACGGAUCCGUCUUCACAAAGAGCGACGGGGCUGACAGUGCUGGCGAGGUGAAGAGGGAAGAAGGGAAGAAAGAAGAGGAGGACAAGGUACCGGCUAUCAAGGAGGAAGUCGACGACGAGAACAUCCAAUUACCAGUAUCAGAGGCUGCGAAAGCAGAAGAUGCGGCAACAAGUGGUGGUAAGGUCAAGCCGGAAGAAUCGGCACCGGCUGCCAAAAAAGAAGUCGACGACGAGAGCAUCUUGGCAACAGAAGCCGUCAAGGCAGAAGUACCAGUCAUAAACGGCCACUUUAAGUCCGAAGAAUCGGCACCGGCAUCGGCAACACCAUCGGCGCCACCUCUUAUUGCCUUUAAAAAGCGAAAAGCGAAGGGAACUAUGCGGCAGAAAUAA